Messenger RNA from Pichia membranifaciens NRRL Y-2026, 1635 nucleotides. RefSeq lists its product as hypothetical. The transcript has a single exon. Gene Ontology annotation, cellular component: Set1C/COMPASS complex. The coding region runs from base 320 to 1525 and encodes 401 amino acids. Lineage: Eukaryota; Fungi; Ascomycota; Pichiomycetes; Pichiales; Pichiaceae. The record is from RefSeq and is a predicted model, not a curated record. Gene Ontology annotation, biological process: positive regulation of DNA-templated transcription.
GUCAUCACAUGCCGCAAGGGAGCCGUCUGCCAGGGCCAUUCGUUCUCCAAGCCCUGUCUAGCCAGGAAAGGCCUCCAUCAGAGGUUCGGAAGAGGACCGUGGUGGUUGCUGCACCAUGAUAUAAUGGAAAAAAAAAAGAGGGGCGGGCGGUAACCAGCAGGGUUUUCCGGCGGCAAAAAAAGUCACGUGGCGAGGGGGGGCUCUGACGACAUGAAUUGGACAGAGGCGUGUUGUGAGCCAAGAGGACGAAGAGUUGUCAGUCUCUCAAGGCCAAAAGGGCGUCUGGGACACGCAGGGACGACUAUACAAGAAGGUUUUGAUGGCAGAGACGGGAGCGAACCAUAAGCGAUAUGUGCAGCAGCUCCAGAAGGAGCUGGAGAAGUUCCAGCAGGCGCCGAAGUACUCGCUGGACUCAGAAGAGGUGUUCUGCACAUGUAGAAGACCGGACAAUGGGGAGUUGAUGGUGGCGUGCGACGGCUGCGACGAGUGGUUCCACUUUAAGUGCAUGGGGCUUGACAAGCGGAACAAGGACUUGGUGCGUAACUUCUACUGCAAGUUCUGCGAUGUGCUACAGCGCAAGGGCAAGUCGGUGUGGAAGAAGAAGUGCAAGGUGGCGGCGUGCUACAAGCCGAUCGAUGGCGAAAGCCAGUUUUGCUCGACGGAGCACGGGGAGCAGUACUGGCGGGAGUUUUUGGACAGGUUUGGUGCGUCUGCGGGGACGGGGGCGCCGCUGGGGAUAGAGCACAACUCGACGGAGCUUCUCAGCAGGCAGCAGGCGGAAAACCUGAUCCAGCUCUUGUCCACGCGGGAGGAGCUGCUUGCGGUUGGAAACACCCUGCCUGUGUUUGACAAGGGCCCGCUGCAAUCCACGCCGAGCCAGGAGACGGAGAUGGCCGCCAACAGGGCAGCAGUGGGCGCCCUGUCGGAGGAGAGUGAGAACUUGAAGUUCAAGCUCGGGUACCUGUUGAAGCUCAAGGACAUUCUGGUCCACCUCAAUGAGCUGCUCACGGUCUCGAUGGAUCCCGAAAACCAGGCCAUGCUGGACACGGAUGGGACGCUCGGGGAGGGCGAGGAGGUGGCCAAGCUAGGGGAAAAGAAGAAGAAGAAGUCUAGGACCAGCAAGAAGGUGAAGAAGUUCAGAAUCGACAUCUGUGGGUUUGACCAGAGGAUACUCAACGACGAAAAGACGUGGGCCGAGUUCAAGAAUAGCUCCGAAUGCGAGGACAUGAUGAGAUUUGAGAAUUUCACUCCUGAGGAGAAGCGUCUAAUCACCGAGCACUACGAGGCCUUGAAAGGCCCGGCAGCGUCCACAGCAAGCUGUGGUUCCACAAUUCUAGCAAAAAUAUGCACAGCAGACAAGCGUAAAUGUCACUUACAUAAUGGCUGGUACAGCAUGAUCAAAGACGGCCUCGAGUUGAAGAUUGGGGAAAACUCGGCUGAGGUGGAUAAAAAAGUACGGGAUAACGAAAAGCUGGAAAAAUUCAUACAAAUCAAGAACUGGAAACUGUACUGCAACGAAGAGUAACACCCUCUAAUCUCUCCUUUCUUCUCCCUUCUCCCUUCUCCCUUCUCCCUUCUCCCUUCUCCCUUCUCCCUUCUCCCUUCUCCCUUCUCCCUUCUCCCUUCUCCCUUCUC